Molecule: messenger RNA, 1341 nt
Organism: Eurypyga helias (sunbittern)
Lineage: Eukaryota; Metazoa; Chordata; Aves; Eurypygiformes; Eurypygidae
Gene: ECE1
Product: endothelin converting enzyme 1
Exons: 9
Biological process (GO): peptide hormone processing
Cellular component (GO): plasma membrane
Molecular function (GO): metalloendopeptidase activity
Source: RefSeq, a predicted model, not a curated record
AUGUCGACCUACAAGCGGGCGACGUUGGACGACGAAGACCCCCUGGACUCCCUCAGCGAAGGCGACGGGUACCCCAACGGCUUCCAGGUGAACUUCCGCAGCUCGAGGAGCAGCCCGAGGUGCUGGGGUGAGCGGACGCGCACGGAGAAGCAGCUCGUGGUGCUGGCGGGGGUGCUGGCGGGGGUGUUGGCGGCGUGUCUGCUGGGCAUCAUCUUCCAGUACAGAGCCCGGCCACCCACUGUAUGCCUGUCGGAAGCUUGCAUCUCCGUCACCAGCUCCAUCCUCAGCUCGCUGGACCGGGCAGUAAACCCCUGCGAGGACUUUUUCAGCUACGCCUGUGGGGGUUGGAUCAAGGCCAACCCCCUCCCCGACGGCCACUCGCGCUGGGGCACCUUCAACAACCUCUGGGAGCACAACCAGGCCAUCAUGAAGCAUCUGCUGGAAAACACCACGGCCAACGUGUCGAGCGAGGCGGAGCGCAAGGCGCAGCGUUACUACCAAGCCUGCAUGAACGAGAGCAAGAUUGAGGAGCUGCGCGCCACCCCGCUCGUGGAGCUCAUCCAAAAGCUGGGCGGCUGGAACAUCACGGGUCCCUGGGCCGGUGACAACUUCAACGCGACGCUGCGGGAGGUGACGGCACAUUACCGCACCUCGCCCUUCUUCUCUGUCUACGUCAGCGCUGACUCCAAGAACUCCAACAGCAACGUCAUCCAGGUGGAUCAGUCAGGCUUAGGCCUGCCAUCGCGGGAUUACUACCUGAACAAGACCGAGAAUGAGAAGGUGCUCGCCGGGUACUUGAACUACAUGGUGCAGCUGGGAAUGUUCCUGGGAGGCACCGACGAGGAGUCGACACGGCAGCAGAUGCAGCAGAUCUUGGACUUCGAGACGGCGUUGGCCAACAUCACCAUCCCGCAGGAGAAGCACAGGGACGAGGAGGUCAUCUACCAUAAAAUGACGGCUGGAGACCUGAAGGAGCUGGCACCGGCCGUGGACUGGAUGCCUUUUCUCGCCACAGUCUUCUAUCCCGUGGAGCUCAACGAGUCGGAGCCGGUUGUGGUCUACGCCAAGCAGUACCUGGAGCAGGUCUCCGACCUCAUCCUGGCCACGGAUAAAUGUCUUCUCAACAACUACAUGAUCUGGAACCUGGUGCGGAAAACCAGCCCCUUCCUCGACCAGCGCUUCCAGGAUGCCGAGGAAAAAUUCAUGGAAGUGAUGUACGGGACAAAGAAGACCUGCCUCCCGCGCUGGAAAUUUUGCAUCAGCGACACGGACAACAACCUGGGCUUUGCUCUGGGGGCCAUGUUUGUCAAGGCCACCUUUGCCGAGGACAGCAAACAGGUG